Ruditapes philippinarum (Manila clam) is the source of this 4389-nucleotide messenger RNA. Its product is annotated as E3 ubiquitin-protein ligase RNF14-like. The record is from RefSeq and is a predicted model, not a curated record. The coding region runs from base 163 to 1512 and encodes 449 amino acids. The transcript has 7 exons. Gene Ontology annotation, cellular component: ubiquitin ligase complex; cytoplasm. Gene Ontology annotation, biological process: ubiquitin-dependent protein catabolic process; protein polyubiquitination; positive regulation of proteasomal ubiquitin-dependent protein catabolic process. Gene Ontology annotation, molecular function: ubiquitin conjugating enzyme binding; zinc ion binding; ubiquitin protein ligase activity. Lineage: Eukaryota; Metazoa; Mollusca; Bivalvia; Venerida; Veneridae.
CGCUUAAACAUUGAAAUAAUUACAAUAUCAUACAAGUUGUUCCCCUUGCAUAAAUUUCACAAAACUGAAGAAAUAUUUCAUAAACUUAUUUGUACUGAAGGAUUCUGUAUCUUUUUCAAUCAAAGUGGUGUCAAGACUGUGAUACAAACAUCCUAGUCUAGAAUGACUGAUCAAGAGGAACAAGAUGAUGAGUUAUUAGCAUUGACAAGUAUCUAUGACAACAUUCUAAAGGUCAUCAAGGAGGGUGACCUUAAUGGCGGAGAGUUGUCUGCAAGUCCAGUACUGCCUGUAAACUUUUUUGUUAAAAUUGUAAAGAAUCAGAAAGAAAGUACGGGAGAGAAGAGUGAGACUGAGUUACAUCGUAUUUCCUAUCUACCUCCUGUAUUGCUCAAUUUUAUCUUGCCAAAGGACUAUCCCUCAUGUAAUCCACCACAGUUUACUCUCUCGUGUAAAUGGCUCAAUAGACAACAGCUUGGCAAACUUUGUGAGAAGUUGGAUUCAAUCUGGGAGGAGAACAAGGGGUGUGUUGUGUUAUUUAUGUGGAACACAUUUCUGCAGGACGAGUUGUUUGACUAUUUGGACCUCAGUUCACCAUUGGAGCUAGCCCAUGUAAACAACCCGAGAAAAGACUCGGACCUUGACAAUCGUGCAAUUCAAGAAAUCUCCUCACAAAGUGAACUUAUACCUGUGAUAUUAGAGUUUAACAAACAGGAGAAGUACCGACAAUUUGAGAAAACGAGUUUCACGUGUAAAGUAUGUUUUAGUGAAAAAGCAGGUGUGAACUGUACAAUCUUCAGUGACUGUGAUCAUGUGUACUGUAAUGAAUGCAUGAGGGAAUAUUUUAGUGUACAGAUUAGAGAUGGUAAUGUUAAAGGUUUGGAAUGCCCGGAGGAUAAAUGUGAGUCACAGGCACACCCAGCCCAGGUAAAGAAGUUAGUGGAAGCAGAUCUGUUCAGCAAGUAUGAACAGUUGUUAUACCAGACGAGUCUAGAUACCAUGUCAGAUGUGACUUUUUGUCCCCGCCCACAUUGUCAAUCACCUGUGCUAAUGGAGAGGGAGACAACUCUUGCAAUGUGCGCAGUCUGUCAUUUUACAUUCUGUACCCUAUGCAGACUAGUUUAUCAUGGAUUGUCUCCCUGUAAAUUAAAAUCAGAUGGUUUACUAAAGUUACGUGAGGAAUACUUGUCAGCUGACAGUGCCACGAAGAAGUUACUGGAGAAACGAUAUGGGAAGGUCACCAUACAGCAAGCUCUGGAAGAAAGCUUUACUAAUGAAUGGCUCAAAGAACACUCUAAACAGUGCCCAGGCUGUGGAGCAUUUAUUCAGAAAAUUGAUGGCUGCAACAAGAUGACCUGUAUGAAAUGCCGAGCAUAUUUCUGUUGGAUAUGUAACAGUUCAUUGUCACGUGCCAACCCAUAUUCUCACUACAAUAGUAACGGGUCUCCAUGUUUUAACAAAUUGUUUGAGGGUGUUGACAUAGACGGAGAUGACUGGGAGGAUGACUGGCAUUAGUUAGCGUCAACUUAAAAUUGCACUUUAAAAAAAGGCUUGAAACUUUAGUAAUUGUUUGAAUUAUACAUAUUAAAUUGUAUUUAAAAAUUGCCGGAAUAAUAAAAUUUAGUUUCUCUCUUUUUAAUUUCAUGUAGGAAAUAUUAAAGGUUUGUUUGCAGUCGGGCAACAAAUAUAUAAAUAAAUAAAGCACAUGCUUCAAACUGACAUGCUUAUAUAUUGUUUUAUUAUGAUAGAGAUGUUUUAAACUUCAUACGUCCUGUUGUAAUUUUUGUUAAAAAUUGUACAGUAAGCUCUGUUGAUAAGGAUACUCUGAGGACUGCAGACUGUUUUAAAAGAAGCAAGGUAAAAAAAAGCACACAUAAAAAAGAUGACAUCAAAUGUUUAAUGGCUAUAUGAAUAUGUCACAAACAAAAGUAUUUUCAGCUUGUAGUCAUUAGAGUGUAAUAACUAAACGAUUUUAUGGAAAUAAUGAUACUUGAUUCAAGAAAUAUGCCAUUUAGAACAAAAAAGCAAAAAAUUAACUUUUAUUUAAUUUAAUAUCAUUAAAAAUAAAACAUAUGCCAAAAAAACUAAUAUGGGUGAUUUGGAUUUUAUCAUUUAUAUAAUCAAUUCAAUAAAAACAAACAAUUUUCUUUAGCUUUCUGCAUUUUGUCUUCUUCAGAAAAAAAAAAUGUUUAUAAUACACAAAUGACACAAGUUCUGUUUAACUUUAAAAGGAAUAACGAGAAAAUAAAAACUUUGUCAAAUUUAAAGAUAAUCUUUCAAUUAAAACAUUGCUACAUGAAUACAGCAGUGAACAAUACAAUAUACUAUAUAAUAUACAUAGAAUAUAGAUCUACACAAAGUCAUGUGAUUUUAUUUUUUUAUUUUAUCACAUAUAAAACCAAGUAUUGCACCGGUUAGCAAAAAAUAAUUCAUUUUAUUGAUUUAAAUCAGAACAUGUGGUUAAUGUUAUACUUACAACAUGUUUUUAGAUUGUUAUCUUUAAUGAGAUAUUAGUCUUUUACGAUGACAGAUUGUAUAUGGUUGUUUACAAUUUAAUAAACAGUUUGAAAAAUAUUAGGUCAUUGCUUUAACAUAUGUUUGUAUAUUGUUCUAUUUUGAAUUUUUGUUAUAUGGGAGUGAAGAGAACUAUAAUGGUAUAGGAAAACCAGUAUUAUAGUGGUGAUAGCCUAUGUUAGUUGAUAGUUUAUACAAAUUUAUUUUACUUCCAUUGUGUUGAACAAUAUAUGCUUGUUGAAACACUCUCUAAUCAGUACUAAACAAUGAGUGUUAAGCUUCUUGCUCAUGGAAACAGCGGCUUGCUCCUGUCUGGGUUUGAACCCACGCGGCCAUCUAUAACUAGUCUAUAUGUUGCUAAGCUUGAUAAUCGUACAAGAAAUAAAAAAUUUACCUCUGUCAUUUGAUAUAUUCAUUACUAGGGUAAUUAAGUAGAUUAUUUGACAAGUGGAAUAUAGUUGAUCUAUUAUUACCGAGUACAAUUUAUAUUUAGACUAAUGAUAAACAUUAUGAAUUCUACUUUUCCUAGUUAGUCAGGUUUUCUAUGUCUAUAUAUCGAACUUUCACAGAAAUUGUUGUUUUUUUUAAUGUGCAUUUAAUUUUGGAUACUCUUCUAUGCACAAUGUUUCUGACAUUUCUAAAGAGAUUACAUGUAACCUUUAAUUAUAAUUGGCAAAAAACCUAGUUUUGUGACAUUUACAGUCACUUGGAAUUCUAAUUCUAUUGAUCAUGAUGAUUUAAAUUUCUAUUAAUAUACACUGUAGGUACCUUGUUGCAAUCACUAUUUUCUGUCAAUUCAGUAAUUGUACAAUGUAAAGAAUUGUAGAUAUUAUUUUUGACCAAUGUAAAUGGUGCGACUUGUAAUAUAACACAAGUCUAGAUUGUAUUUUAUUAUUUUUCUCCAUAUUUAUACCAUUGUGAUAUUUAUUAUUUUACCUUUAAACAUUCUUGUAAAGAAUGUCAGUGAUUCAAGUCACAGAAAUUUGUGAUGUAACAGAAAUUUGUGAUGUAAUUCAAGUCAAUAAGACAUUGAUUGUAAUUAUUUAUGUAAAGUUGCUAUGGUGCUUAUGAUUAAGUUCAUAGUUAUUCUAAAAUAUACUAGCCGCGUCACGACAAAACCAUCAUAGUGCGUUUGCGACCAGCACGGAUCCAGACCAUCCACGCAGUCUGAUCAGGAUCCAUGUUGUUCGCUAUCAGUUUCUCUACUUGUAAUAGCAUGAAUCCUGAUCAGAUUGUGUGGUUGCGCAGGCUGGUCUGGAUCCAUGCUGGUCGCAAACGCACUAUGUUGGUUUUGUCGUGACAUGGCAUAUUUUAGACUUUAUGUGCUCAAGAAUACUUUACAAUUGUUUAUUGAAUUUUAUUUAUUUCCUAUCAUGUAUUAGAUAUUGUUAAAUUUAGCAACUCUUUAUUAAAUUAGUUGCUCACCUGAUAAACUAAUUAGUUAAUCAUUUACACAUUGUUUCGUUUUAUGUUCUAGCACUUACAGUGUUGAGAGAUAUUCUUUGCUAGUUGCAUAAAGUAAUUUAUUUUACAAUCUCCUAAAAUGUUUAUAGAGAGGUUAUUUCCUCAUGCACAAUAUUUGUGUAUAUUUACGAGGAUGUUGUAUGUCAUUCAUGAAUGUUUAAAUGUGCUAUUCAAUUACCCAUUGUGACAUAAUUAUGACCAUUUAUCUGGAGAGGAAAAAAAAUGUCCACAAAGUAUCGGCAAUUCACUUACACACAUCAAUUCAGCAACACAAACAAAAUUUUCUUUCAUUAUAGUGCUAAACUUUUCCAUGUUGAAUUCAUAGAAACACUAUUAGAUAUCUGUCACAGUUCUUUCAUCUUCACAUAAGUAGUUGAUGAAAAUCUUUUUUAUUUUAUACAAGGGUUAUAAUAA